ACAUAAGACACCACCACAAAGACAACGAACAACACACACUGCGGGCGUUUUGUGUGAAACUGUUGAGUUUUAGUUAAAAAAAAGUUGAGUUAAAAACCGUUGCAUCCUGCUACACCUGCUCCAGCUAACCGAAGAGACGGACGUUAACGAUUCAAAAUUUGUGGAGAAAGUCGUUCCUAAAAAAAUUUUCGUGAUACAAUUUUUGGUCUUAAUCGUCUGGAUAUUUUCUCUUUUUUUCUUGAUUCCAAAAGUCGCGUCUUUUUGUACAAUUUUGUGGUGUAAUAUAAGUUUUAUUUGGCUAUGUUUUCGUCAUUACGUAGUCAGUGCGGUGAGUCAUAUUCUGAAUUAAUUUCUAAUCUAUUUUUAUAGAGUAAUUUUCCAUAUUAAAAAGUUGUUUGUAAAUCGGUUUGAACAAUUAUGGCGUAAUUUAGCACGUUGGCCGGUAGAGAGCAGGCUUGUACAGUGUGGUUGUCAGAAAAAAAGUUACUUCAAAAACGCUUUUCGUUUACACUGGAGGCCUGUAAAAGGCUCACAUGAGCCAUUAGACACCCGAGUACAGUAGGCGAUUGUAAAACAGACUAACCCUACUAUAAAUAUUUGUAUUACACCUGUAAACAUAGGGGCAUUUUCAGUUCGUAUUGUAAGAUAAAUUACUAAAAAUAAAUAUUUAGACAGUUGCCGUCAAUUUAAAACCAGUGGCAGACAGAUCAGUAAUUUGGAUAUGCUAACUGUUUUUUUAUUGUUUUUAGAUAAUCAUAGUCAUUCCUAAGUCUACUCCACAAGUUUUUGUUUAUUGAUAACCUGUUCAAUCACUUGAAAAAUAAUAAGAAUUCACUCAAAAAAAUGUACAACUCCGCCUAAAUUUUAUGUACAAAAGAAUAUUCACAAGACGAUGGGACCAAUGGGAAAUAUUUUAGAAAUGUUUUCUUUCUAGUCUUAGACUUCAAAUGUAUUCAAAUGAAUUGAAUGACAUUUUUUUUGUGCAGCUUGUGAAUUUGCUGGUGGCCUAUGGUUAACUGAACAGAACAAUGUCUUUUUUUCUUAAUGUAAAAUCUGUUUUUCAUAUGGUUUGCAGAGAAGUGUAACAUAUUAGAAACUUUUAGUUCCAGGUGCCAUGUGUUAUGAUUUAUAGUCCAACAUUAAACUAGAGUGAAGGUUUGUCAUGUUUGACCAACAGUUUACAGGGGUUUAUCGUUGCGUGUUCCCUGCUGAUGUGGCUGCAUUUGUUUACGGUGUACUGGAUGUACUGUAGGAUUUGUACUGAAUGUAGGACAGCUGAAUCCUAGUUACAUCAGAGGAGGGCGGGCAGAUGCGUAGAGAUCUGAGUUUGCUGCUGCUGGUGGUGGUGGAUGCUGGGAUGCUGAGUGCGCAUUAGUCUCGCACUGAGUAGAAGAAGAGAGGAGCAUCAGCAGAGGGGAGCUCACACAGAUAGACUGCCAACUAUGAAGACUGUCCUCAGUUUGCACAGGAAAUGGGCUCACGCUGUCAAAACCAUACGCAUCCUGCAGGGACUUGUGAGUGAGACUUAAACCCAUCGCUGCAGCUUUGUUCCAAUCUCUGGUCAGGGCAAGUGGAUGUGACAGGGUGUUCUUUGUGAACCUGUUAUUUAUUAUUUUUAAUAUCAUAGACGUCACAUUUGAUAGUGAACUUACAAUUCCCGUGACCGAAAAGUGCAAACAGCUGUAACGAAUUAUCAUGUUUCUUAUCACUCAAUUGCUUUGUGGAAAACUCACACAGUAGCUGACAAUUAAUCAACUCAAUAAUUCUUCAUUCCGACCUUAGAUGGAGGUGUAAAUUAUGAAUGGACAACUAUCAGCACUAUUUUAAUAUGAUUUAAAGACAAGACCUUAAUCUCUGAUUCCACUUGUUUUCAUAACUAUCUUGAGGAAGGCUCUUGAUUUCCUCCUGAAUUAUUUUGAAUUGCAUUAUUAGUUUUUCUUUCGAAGUCAAUUCAAUUUACCACAUUAAUAUUUAUUCUCUUUGUCAGAUCUAUUUUUGUCAGUUUUUGUUUUGUAGCAGUGUGUAAAGGCUUGUGGUUUCUCUUGUCAUUUGUGUCACAACAUUAGAGUGUAAUGAGUUGGCUUGGUUUGUUACAGGUUGUAUGUAUCUGUUGAGGAAAGUCCAACCUGACAUGUCACUCUUCUGUUUCUUCCCAGAACCCAGUCAUGGAGGAAAUUGUGUGGGAGCAGUACACUGUGACUCUGCACAGGGACUCAAAGAUGGGCUUUGGCAUUGCAGUGUCUGGAGGACGGGACAACCCCAAUGAGGAGACAGGAGAGACUUCCAUUGUGGUGUCAGAUGUCCUGCAGGGAGGACCCGCUGAUGGCCUGUUGUUUGAGAAAGACCGAGUUAUUCAGGUAAAUGCUGUAGCCAUGGAUGGGGCAGUCCACACCUUUGCUGUGCAGACUCUCAGAAAAUGUGGCAAAGUGGCAAAAGUGACGGUGAAAAGACCCAGAAAAAUCCCUGUCAACGUCAUGAUCCGUCCUCCAUCGCCCAGUGAACGUGUCUUUGCCAGUGACGACUACAACUACGACCAGGACCGCCGCAGUGUGUACAGUGCCGGGCGGGACCACAGCCUGGAGAGGCAGCGCGGUGGUGGCUACAUGGAUUCUGGAUAUCAUACUCAUGAGCGCGACUACGAUGUAGAAUACGACCGUGGCAGGAACAUGGAGCGGGAUCUGAGUCCGGACCGCCAGUACCGCAGGGAUGGCAGCAGAGGUCGCACUCUUGAUCGAGAGCCCAGCCCCGAUCGCCGCUACAGGAGUGAACACAUGCUGGACCGUGAGCACAGUCCGCACAGAAAGUACCGAGACCAAAGCCCUGACCGCCGCUACCGCAGCGAGAGGGCUCUGGACAGGGAUUACAGUCCAGACAGACGCUUCCGCAGCGAGAGGACACUGGACCGUACCAAUAGUCCGGACCGCCGCAACAGACGAGACAGCUACAGUCCUGUACGGGGGGGAGGCCGGGAUCAGAGUUUUGAACGAGGGAGAGAGCGGAUUCCAAGCGAUCCCAGGAAGUAUGAUGAGCCCAUCAGGAGAAGUGGGAGCAGGGACUGUCUGGACCGAUCCCCGUCACCACCUCCUAUGCCCAUUCCUCUUCCUCGACCCGCCAGAGAUCUGGAACCACUGGACAAACCAGUGAGUGUUCUGCUGCUGAAGAACAGACCCAAUGAAGAGUAUGGGCUGCGUCUGGGCAGUCAGCUCUUCAUCAAGGAGAUGAGCAGCUCAGGUCUGGCCAGCAGAGAUGGAAACCUGCACGAGGGCGACAUCAUUCUGAAGAUUAACGGCACAGUGACGGAGAACCUUUCUCUGAGUGAUGCAGGGAAGCUGAUAGAGAAGUCUCGUGGGAAGCUGAAGCUGGUGGUGCAGAGGGACAGACAGAAGAUCCUGGUUCGAGUCCCACCUCUGGUGGACAGUGACUCUGAGCUUGAUGAUAUCUCAGAGAUCGAGUCGUAUCGCUCCUACUCACCACAGGACGACAGGCGAGGGGGCGGCCACCACUCUGACCUUUCCUCACACUCCUCCAAUGAGAAGCUAAGAGAGAAACCCAGUGAGGAGCCACCCAACAGACUUACAAGGAUGGGUGCUAUGCCCACACCCUUCAGACUUCCUGACAGAGCUGCUGAGGACACCGUACUUGUACAGUCAGAGAGGGAGGAGCCUCCGCCACAGUCACCACCAGCGGCAGUUCCAGCUCCAAAGUUCCACGUUCCGUCUAAAGCCCCAGUGAAGACGAGUUUUGAGGACCAGGAAGUCUUUGGACCAAACACAAUCACAGUGCGUUUCCAAAAAGGAGAGAGCGUUGGUCUGAGGCUGGCAGGAGGAAACGACGUUGGCAUCUUCAUCGCUGGUGUUCAGGAAGACAGUCCUGCAGAGCAGGAAGGUCUGCGCAGUGGAGACCAGAUCAUGAAGGUGAACAACACGGACUUCAGAGGAAUGUUGAGGGAAGAUGCUGUCCUGUACCUGCUGGACAUUCCUAAAGGAGAGGACGUGACCAUUCUGGUCCAGAGUAAACCAGAAGUGUACGAGGACAUUCUGGCCUCGGGCAGAGGCGACUCCUUCUUCAUCAGGACCCACUUUGAGUACGAGAAGGAGAGUCCACAGAGUCUCCCCUUCGCCAGAGGAGAAAUCUUCAAGGUGACGGACACUCUUUAUGAUGGAAAGUUGGGAAACUGGUUGGCCAUCCGCACCACCAGUGACAACCAGCUGCUGGAGAAAGGAAUCAUUCCCAACAAGAGCAGAGCUGACCAAAUGGCCAACGUUCAGAACGCCGCCCGAGCAGCGGCUGGAAACGACAGAGGAGAUUUCUGGAGGCUGAGGGGUCAACGGGCGGCUAAGAAGAAGGACAUGAGGAAGAGCAGAGAAGAUCUGAGCGCUGUUCCUCUCACCACCAAGUUCCCAGCUUAUGAGAGAGUGGUUUUACGAGAAGCUGGAUUCAAACGACCCAUUGUUAUCUUUGGACCCAUUUCUGACGCUGUGAAUGAAAAACUGGCCAACGAUCUGCCACACCUGUUUGUCAUCGCCAAGACGGAGCCUAAAGAUGCGGGCACUGAAAAAUCCUCUGGAGUUGUUCGACUCAACACCAUCAGACAAAUCAUCGAACAGGACCUCCACGCUCUCCUGGAUGUGACCCCCAAAGCUGUGGACACCCUGAACUACACUCAGUGGUAUCCAAUCGUCAUCUUCCUUAACCCUGACAGCAAACAGGGAGUUAAAACCAUGAGGAACCGCAUUAUACCAGGAUCCAGUCGCAGCGCGCGCAAACUGUACGAACAGGCCGUCAAGUUGAAGAAAACCUGCUCACAUCUUUUCACCGCAACUAUCGACCUGAACUCUGCCAACGACAGCUGGUACGGCAGUGUGAAAGACAGCAUUCAGGAGCAGCAGGAACGAGCAGUGUGGGUCUGUGAGGGAAAACUGGAUGGUUCAGAUGAGGACCUGGACCUCCACGAUGACCGCAUGUCCUACCUGUCGGCCAUGAGCGCAGACUACCUUAGCAUGGACAGCCGCCUGACCAGUGACUAUGACGACACAGCAGACGAGGGGGGGACUUACACCGACAAUGAGCUCGACGAGCCACUGGACGAACCUCAGCCGAAGUCGGCCAUCAGUCGGUCGUCAGAGCCAGUGCUGCCAGAUGAGGUCAGAUUACAGAGGCCUGAACCUCGUAGGAGGAGGUCAGGGAGCAAAGAAGUUCUGAAUAGAGAUCCCAGUCCUCCCCCCUCUUUUAUCCCUGAGCCCCCAAAGGUGCGGGCUCAGACUCGGACCGACUCCACUCGGAGCUCCAGCAGCACCGUCAGCACUGACAUGGUCGGCAUCAACAAACCACUCCCCCCUCCUCCUGUGGCUGUGAAACCCACCUUCAACCGUGUGAACCUGCCCUCUGAGGAGAAGAGUGUAAAACAAGGGGGGGAGGAGGAUGAUCCUGCCAACAAGUCCUUCCUGGGAAAGAUUAAAGCUUUUGAGAAGAUGGACCACUUGGCUCGAGCUCAGAGGGUACUGGAGUUGCAGGAGGCAGAGAACGCUCGGUUGGAAAUUGCACAGAAACAUCCAGACAUCUAUGCCGUCCCAAUGAAGCUGCCCAAACCAAACCUGAACCGCCCUCAGCCCAUUGGGUCCAGUUCUAGUGCUGAGCCUCAGGUUCCGCCCACCAGACCAUACUCAUACAUGGAGACCAGAGGACAGGAAGACAGAGGACAGCAGGGAGACCAGAACAAGAGAGGCUACUACAAUCCACAGAAGUACAACGAUACUGAGCUAUAGACCAGGGUGUUCACAGGAAGUGACAUGGUCAGCCGUAGCCGUAACGCUCAGUUACAUCUCCUCAGUGUGCUUGCUGGGAACUCUGUGGACUCUCGGUUGUUGCAGCACACAUUGUACUUUAUGUAAACACACAUAUCAGCUGUAAGUAGUUUUAUAGAAAGUUUUCUAUCCUUUUUUUUUUUUUUUUACCGAACAGCUUCUUUUGUCUUGUUAUAUCCAGGCCACCAGGCAAAUGGUGUCGUUUUUUUGGAAAUUUUUCACAAAAAAAUACUUAAAAGAAAAUAAAUAACUACUCUUUACCUCAGCUAAAAAGUCAGUUUCCAGUCCAAUCAGCUGAAUGUCAUGUUUUGUUUAAAACAAAUAGAAUUAUCACAUGAUCACGUUCGUUUUAAGGUAGAAUUCACUUUUUAUCAACAGAGAAUUGUUAACACAUUAUCCCAUAGAUAAAUU
Cynoglossus semilaevis (tongue sole) is the source of this 6215-nucleotide messenger RNA. It is a transcript of the gene tjp2a, whose product is annotated as tight junction protein 2a (zona occludens 2). Gene Ontology annotation, cellular component: plasma membrane; bicellular tight junction. Gene Ontology annotation, molecular function: cell adhesion molecule binding. Bases 2166 to 5765 code for a protein of 1199 amino acids. The record is from RefSeq and is a predicted model, not a curated record. NCBI's taxonomy places the organism in Eukaryota, Metazoa, Chordata, Actinopteri, Pleuronectiformes, Cynoglossidae. The transcript has 24 exons. Gene Ontology annotation, biological process: protein localization to cell-cell junction; establishment of endothelial intestinal barrier; cell-cell junction organization.